Messenger RNA from Cynara cardunculus var. scolymus (artichoke), 3824 nucleotides. RefSeq names its product topless-related protein 4-like. The record is from RefSeq and is a predicted model, not a curated record. Gene Ontology annotation, molecular function: protein binding. Gene Ontology annotation, biological process: regulation of DNA-templated transcription. The transcript is spliced from 26 exons. The coding region runs from base 157 to 3576 and encodes 1139 amino acids. Lineage: Eukaryota; Viridiplantae; Streptophyta; Magnoliopsida; Asterales; Asteraceae.
UAAAACCAUCCAUAUUUUCUCUCUCUAGAAAUCCCUAAAAGAAGAGAGAGACAGGGGGAAAUUUCAGUAGAAAGGGUUAUUCCAUUCUCUCUCUAGAAGCCCUACGAUCUGUUCUUGCAAUCUAUCGUCGUCUAAUUCAAAGUUGUUGGGAAAGCUAUGUCGUCUCUCAGCAGAGAGCUUGUAUUUUUGAUACUUCAGUUUCUAGAUGAAGAGAAGUUCAAAGAAACUGUUCACAGGUUGGAGCAAGAAUCAGGAUUUUUCUUCAAUAUGCGAUACUUUGAGGAAAUGGUGACGAAUGGUGAGUGGGAUGAGGUGGAAAAAUAUCUGUCUGGAUUCACGAAGGUUGAUGAUAAUAGAUAUUCAAUGAAAAUCUUCUUCGAGAUACGAAAGCAGAAGUACCUAGAAGCCCUAGACAAGAAGGACCGUGCUAAAGCCGUUGAAAUUCUAGUAAAGGACUUGAAAGUGUUUUCUGCUUUUAAUGAAGAUCUCUUUAAAGAAAUAACUCAGCUUCUGACUCUGGAGAACUUCAGGGACAAUGAACAAUUAUCAAAAUAUGGAGACACCAAGUCUGCUAGGAGUAUAAUGCUGGGUGAACUGAAGAAGUUGAUCGAGGCAAAUCCCCUGUUUCGUGAUAAGCUAAAUUUCCCAAGCUUGAAGAACUCAAGACUGAGGACACUUAUUAACCAAAGUUUGAACUGGCAACACCAGCUUUGUAAAAACCCCAAGCCGAAUCCAGACAUAAAAACGCUGUUUGUUGACCAUUCUUGUGGACAGUCACAGCCAAAUGGUGCACGAGCUCCAUCUCCCGUGACUAAUCCAUUAAUGGGUUCUGUACCAAAGCCUGCAGGCUUUCCACCUCUGGGUGCUCAUGGUCCUUUUCAGCCUGGACCAGCACCUCUGCCAACAUCUCUUGCUGGUUGGAUGGCAAAUCCAUCCCCUGUGCCUCAUCCAUCAGUUUCUGCUGGUCCUAUUGGUUUCACUCCGCCUAAUAAUGCUGCUUUGUUAAAGCGCCCUAGGACUCCUCCAAGCAACAAUCCAGCUGUAGACUAUCAAACAGCUGACUCCGAACAUGUUUUAAAGAGAACGAGGACAUUCGGCAUAUCUGAUGAACAGGUCAAUCAUAUGCCUGUAAAUAUCUUACCUGUUGGUUAUAUUGGCCAAAGUCAUGGUCAAAGCUCAUACUCAUCUGAUGAUCUGCCUAAGGCUGUAGUGAUGACCCUAAACCAGGGCUCCCUAGUCAAAAGUAUGGAUUUCCAUCCAGUACAGCAAAUUCUGCUUCUUGUUGGAUCGAACAACGGAGAAAUCAUGAUAUGGGAGCUAGGUAGUAAGGAGAAGCUUGCUCACAAGAAUUUCAAAGUUUGGGAUCUUAGUGUUUGUUCAAUGCCUUUGCAGGCAUCUUUGACCAACGAUAAUACUGCAUCAAUUAAUCGUGUAACAUGGAGCCCUGAUGGAACACUGUUUGGUGUUGCAUACUCAAAGCACAUUGUGCAGAUAUACUCUUACCAUGGUGGUGAUGAUUUGCGAAACCACUUGGAGAUCGAGGCUCAUGGUGGCAGUGUUAAUGAUCUCGCUUUCUCUUACCCAAACAAACAACUUUGCAUUGUGACAUGUGGAGAGGAUAGAUUAAUAAAGGUGUGGGAUGCAGUAACAGGAGCAAAACAGUAUACGUUUGAGGGUCAUGAAGCACCUGUAUAUUCUGUAUGUCCGCAUUUCAAGGAGAAUAUUCAGUUUAUCUUCUCAACAGCUACUGAUGGGAAAAUAAAGGCAUGGUUGUAUGACAAUAUGGGUUCAAGAGUGGACUAUGAUGCACCAGGUCAUUCAUCCACCACUAUGGCAUAUAGUGCCGAUGGAACAAGGUUAUUCUCAUGUGGGACAAAUAAAGAAGGAGAUUCAUACAUUGUUGAAUGGAAUGAAAGUGAAGGAGCUGUAAAGCGUACGUAUAAUGGGCUCGGAAAGCGAUCUGCUGAGGUUGUGCAGUUUGAUACUACCAAGAAUCGUUUUCUUGCUGCUGGUGAUGAAUUUAUGGUUAAAUUUUGGGAUAUGGACAAUGUUAACUUAUUGACGACAAUCGAUGCCGAGGGUGGUUUACUGGCUUCUCCUUGUAUAAGAUUUAACAAGGAAGGAAUUCUGUUGGCUGUUUCAACAAAUGACAAUGGCAUCAAAAUUCUUGCUAAUCCAGAUGGGAUUAGGUUACUAAGAACUAUGGAGAAUCGACCUUUUGACGCUUCCAGAGUUGCAUCAGCAUCUGUCGUGAAGACCCCCAUGAUGAGCAUGUUUGGUGCCGUUAACACAUCUGUGGGACCAAGUAUUAUGGAUAGAGUUACACCAAUGCCCUCUAUGGUAGCGAUGAAUGGUGACAAUCGGAGUCAGAUAGAUGUAAAACCCAGAAUCGUAGAUGAGUCAAUGGAAAAAUCUAGAAUAUGGAAAUUGACGGAAAUCAGUGAACCAGCACAGUGCCGCUUUUUAAGGCUUCCUGAUAAUACAUCUUCAGCAAUGCGGGUUUCAAGAUUAAUUUACACAAAUUCAGGACUUGCCAUAUUGGCUCUAGCAGCUAAUGCUGUCCAUAAAUUAUGGAAAUGGCAGAGAAAUGAUCGUAAUUCAACCGGGAAGGCUACUGCUAAUGUUAUACCUCAACUAUGGCAACCAACAAGUGGUAUACUGAUGACCAACGAUAUCAGUGAUACAAAUCCUGAAGAUGCUGUUCCAUGUUUUGCAUUGUCGAAGAAUGAUUCGUAUGUUAUGUCUGCUUCAGGCGGGAAGAUCUCUUUGUUCAAUAUGAUGACGUUUAAGACUAUGACGACAUUCAUGGCUCCACCUCCUGCAGCAACCUUUCUGGCAUUCCAUCCACAAGACAACAACAUUAUUGCCAUAGGCAUGGAGGAUUCCUCUAUCCAAAUAUACAAUGUCCGAGUUGAUGAGGUCAAAACAAAGCUUAAAGGCCAUCAUAAACGGAUAACAGGCCUGGCUUUCUCCAAUGUGCUUAAUGUGCUAGUAUCAUCUGGUGCUGAUUCUCAGUUGUGUGUUUGGAACACAAAUGGAUGGGAAAAGCAAACAAAUAAACACUUGCAAAUUCCGGCAGGACGUGUCGCCGCUCCCCUUGCUGAUACCCGUGUGCAAUUUCACCAAGAUCAGACACAUUUGCUAGCCGUUCAUGAAACUCAGAUAGCCAUUUAUGAAGCACCUAAACUGGAAUCUCCAAAACAGUGGUUCCCGCCAGAGACAAGUGGCUUGAUAACCCAUGCUACGUAUUCGUGUGAUAGCCAAUCCAUAUUCGUCGGUUUUGAGGAUGGAAGUGUUGGUAUUCUAACUGCAACAACACUAAGGUUGCGAUGCCGGAUCAGUUCAACUGCGUAUUUGCCAAGCAAUCCAAAUUUACGGGUGCAUCCACUUGUGAUCGCUGCACAUCCAUCUGAAGCAGAUCAAUUUGCACUGGGACUUAGCGACGGUGGUGUGUGUGUAGUUGAGCCGCUGGAAUCAGAAGGGAAAUGGGGGACGUCGCCACCGUUAGAAAAUGGUGCAGGGCCAAGCAAUACAAGUGGUGUAGCAGCAAGCACAACUGAUCAAGGUCAGAGGUAAGUAAGUAAGUUUAUAUAAGAAAGAUAUAGGUAUAGCAGAGUGUAGAAGAUGAUUAUAGUUUAGAAAUUGAAAUGGAUAUUUAUGAUAUGAGACCAACGAAACAAACAAUGUUGCUGUUAGCUUUUAGAUUCAGGAGUAGAAAGAGUUGGUUUGUAAAUUUUUAUGGAUCGGCAAAAGGCUUUUUUUUAAAUCAUAUUGGAAACGAUUGAAGGCUACGUUCGUGGCCUCAAGUUUCUCAUUUCAUUUCA